UUGGCAUGACACCAUUGUUGUCGUAAAUGCUUUUAUUUGUUUCUUUUAUUUUCUUUCAUAUUUCGUUCAACGACCAGACAAUUUACAUCUUAAUUAAGUAGAAAAAAAAAAUUGAUGGACUAUUUAAAUCGCGGAAAAUCCUAUGAACACAAUGGAAUAUGUCAUAUAGAAUUUUGUGAUGACUACGAACACAUUGACGAUACCAUAGAGUACAGCGUUGAAAAUAUUUUGCAAUCAACAAAUACGAACAGCGUUUCAUUUCGGACAUUAUACGAGCAAUUUAACGCAUUUAUUGCGAUAAAAUGCGAUUGUGAUGGCCAAAAUCGGUGCGCUCAUUCAGAUUGUAUGCAUGGUGAUAAUUAUAUAGUAUUUGAGAAUCAACAAAACCAAAGGGAAUUGAUAUUAAAUAAACAUCGAAGAUCUCAUGAUGUUAUUUAUGAGUGCUCGAAAUUCUGUUUGUGUAAUCCAAAUUGCCAUAAUCGUUUGGUUCAAUUUGGACCGCGACAAAAUUUACAAAUCAAAGACUAUUCACAAUUUGGAAAACAAUAUGGAUUAACUACACUGCAGACAAUUCCACAAGGUGCAUUUAUUUGUGAAUAUGCUGGCGAAAUUUUAACCAAAGAAGAGGCUACAAUGCGAACUCUGUUAAAUGAUAAAAAUCAAAAAAUGAACUAUAUUAUUUGUCUUAAUGAAAAACCGAUUGGAUGUCAAGCAAAUGGCAUUCAUGAAACAAUUCAAACGUUCAUCGAUCCAAGUCGAUUCGGUAACAUUGGUCGGUACUUGAACCAUAGCUGCGAUCCAAAUUGUGAAAUUAUUAGCGUUCGUAUUGAUGGAUUGAUACCGAAAUUAGCGAUAUUUGCCAAAAAAUCAAUUGCAACGAACGAGGAACUUUGUUUUGACUAUGGCGAAGAUGAAAAUAAAUUAACGGCAUCACCAGAUUCAAUAAAUCGAAAACCAUGCUAUUGUGGUUCAGAGAGAUGCAGAAAAUUUCUACCAAAUUUAUAAACUGAAAAAAAAAUUUGUACCUAGGUCUCGUUGCUGGCAAACGAUUACUUCCUAAUCGUUCUCUAAAUGGCGAAUUCGCCAACACCUAAACAAAAACGAAAAUAAAAUAAAAUUAAUUAAACGAUUCAA
Molecule: messenger RNA, 1134 nt
Organism: Contarinia nasturtii (swede midge)
Lineage: Eukaryota; Metazoa; Arthropoda; Insecta; Diptera; Cecidomyiidae
Product: probable histone-lysine N-methyltransferase set-23
Exons: 3
Coding region: 115-1005 (296 amino acids)
Cellular component (GO): nucleus
Molecular function (GO): histone H3K9 methyltransferase activity; zinc ion binding; protein binding
Source: RefSeq, a predicted model, not a curated record